CUGCGAGCCGAGCGGCGCGGAGGGCGCGACCGGCGGGCCGGGGCGCGGGGCUGUGCGCUGUCUUUUGGGCUCCGUUCCGCGAGCCGGGGCGCGGGCGACACCGCGGACCCCUCGGGCGGGCCCCGGGCUCGCGGCGUAGGGAGUCGGGGGCCGCCCGCCGGGGAGCCGGGACCAUGGCGCUGCGCGCCCGGGCGCUGUACGACUUUAGGUCGGAGAACCCGGGCGAGAUCUCGCUGCGGGAGCACGAGGUGCUGAGCCUGUGCAGCGAACAGGACAUCGAGGGCUGGCUCGAGGGGGUCAACAGCCGUGGCGACCGUGGCCUCUUCCCGGCCUCGUACGUGCAGGUGAUUCGCGCCCCCGAGUCCGGCCCGGCGGGCGACUGCGGCCCGGGAGCCCCGGCUCGCUACGCCAACGUCCCGCCUGGCGGCUUCGAGCCCCUGCCCGCCGCGCCGCCCGCCUCCUUCAAGCCGCCGCCCGAUGCCUUCCAGCCCUUGCUGCAACCGCAGCAGGCGCCUCCGCCGAGCACCUUCCAGCCGCCGGCCGCGGGCUUCCCAUACGGCGGGGGCGCCCUGCAGCCGUCGCCUCAGCAGCUCUACGGCGGCGGCUACCAGGCCAGCCAGGGCAGCGACGAUGACUGGGACGACGAGUGGGACGACAGCUCCACGGUGGCCGAUGAGCCGGGCGCGCUGGGCAGCGGCGCGUACCCGGACCUCGACGGCUCCUCGUCCGCGGGCGGCGCGGCCGGCCGCUACCGUCUGUCCACGCGCUCCGACCUGUCGCUGGGCUCCCGCGGCGGCUCGGCGCCCGCGCAGCACCACCCGUCGGGGGCCAAGAGCUCGGCCACCGUAAGCCGCAACCUCAACCGCUUCUCCACCUUCGUCAAGUCGGGCGGCGAGGCCUUCGUGCUGGGUGAAGCGUCUGGCUUCGUGAAGGAUGGGGACAAGUUGUGCGUGGUGCUGGGGCCCUACGGCCCCGAAUGGCAGGAGAACCCUUACCCCUUCCAGUGCACCAUCGACGAUCCCACCAAACAGACCAAGUUCAAGGGCAUGAAGAGCUACAUCUCCUACAAGCUGGUCCCCACGCACACGCAGGUGCCGGUACACCGGCGCUACAAGCACUUCGACUGGCUGUACGCGCGCCUGGCCGAGAAGUUCCCCGUCAUCUCGGUGCCCCACCUGCCCGAGAAACAGGCCACUGGCCGCUUCGAGGAGGACUUCAUCUCCAAACGCAGGAAGGGCCUGAUCUGGUGGAUGAACCACAUGGCCAGCCACCCGGUGCUGGCGCAGUGCGACGUCUUCCAGCACUUCCUGACCUGCCCCAGCAGCACGGACGAGAAGGCCUGGAAACAGGGCAAGCGGAAGGCCGAGAAAGAUGAGAUGGUGGGCGCCAACUUCUUCCUGACCCUGAGCACGCCCCCCGCCGCCGCCCUCGACCUGCAGGAGGUGGAGAGCAAGAUCGACGGCUUCAAGUGCUUCACCAAGAAGAUGGACGACAGCGCGCUGCAGCUCAACCACACGGCCAACGAGUUCGCGCGCAAGCAGGUGACGGGCUUCAAGAAGGAGUAUCAGAAGGUGGGCCAGUCCUUCCGCGGCCUCAGCCAGGCCUUUGAGCUGGACCAGCAGGCCUUCUCGGCCGGCCUGAACCAGGCCAUCGCCUUCACCGGAGAUGCCUACGACGCCAUCGGCGAGCUCUUUGCCGAGCAGCCCAGGCAGGACCUGGACCCCGUCAUGGACCUGUUAGCGCUGUAUCAGGGGCACCUGGCCAACUUCCCCGACAUCAUUCACGUUCAGAAAGGAGCUCUUACCAAAGUAAAGGAGAGUAGGCGACACGUGGAAGAAGGGAAGAUGGAGCUGCAAAAGGCUGAUGGCAUUCAAGAUCGCUGUAACACUAUUUCUUUUGCCACUUUGGCUGAAAUUCACCACUUCCAUCAAAUUCGAGUAAGAGACUUUAAAUCACAGAUGCAGCAUUUCUUACAACAGCAAAUAAUAUUUUUCCAAAAAGUGACACAGAAGUUGGAAGAAGCUCUUCAUAAAUAUGAUAGUGUUUAAUGACUGGUCAUUGGGUUGUGGACUUUUUUCAGUUCAAGGAUAUUUCUACAGCAGAAUAAAAACUGCUAUCAAAGAGCUAUUGCCAACUAUCAGUGGUGGUACAAGGAUGGUUUUGUGUUCAACUGAAGCUCGGCUGAAUAUAUAAUUAUGUAGGAAAGAAACAGUUAAUAUGGUUAUAUAAUAGAAACAGUACCACACAUUGUAACUAAAUUAUAUUAUGUAUGCCUACACUACCAUUGUAACUUUUGGAAUAAUGAUUAUACUAUUUGCCUUAUUGCUUUUUGAAGUAUGGGUAUUUUAGUGCAUACUUUGUAGACCUCAAAACCCAUGAAGGGUCUCAAAGAAGCUGGCUGGAUAAAAGCCUGCUGUGGAUGCCUUUUUACUCUCAUAGAUUGGGAUUACCUAAAUUCAACCUGUUCUCUGUUUACAAACUCCAACUAGAGCAGCUAUGCGACUUUGUGCCUUUAAACUCUUGGUUUUUCAUUUCUCCACCUCCCUCCCUUUUUUUUAAGUAACCACAACUUUUCUGAUCGAAAGAGUGAAAGGCUAGUGCAUAUAAUGACAAACCUGUUGGUAACCUCAUAUUGGCGCUGGGGGCAGGCUGGGCGGAUCAGCUGUCAUCAGUUUUCACGGCAAGUUUUGUCCCCUGAUACACGCUGGUGAGCGCAGCGGAGGGAGGCCUGAUGCUCAUCUUUGAACAUGAAGUCUAUUAGGGAAGAAAAUGGUGCCACUCUAUUCCCUUAGAUGCUGUAGUAACAUAGCCUCUUCAAUCAAGUGUCCUGGAGACUUGGCGUGGAGGUUGAAACGAGCAUGUCUUAUAACACAGAGAAGGAGGAGUCUAAUCGGUUGGGGACACAAGCACAGAAUCAGUGAUGACACACACUUGGUUUUAAUUCUUAGGAGGGCUUUCUUUCUUUUUUUUUUUAGCUUGAAGAUUUUAAUAUUCAGUUUUUUCUUUUUUAAUGGAUCUACACUGUUAACUGAUUGAGACUCCACUGUGAUUCACUCGUUUACUUAAUCAAAAACUUUUCAGGGAUGUCUGUAAAAUUCAGUGUUAUACGUGAUUGAAAGUAGUGUUGGUUGAUCUAAAGAGGGACCAGAAAUAAUUUCUACUAUUCCAAAUGCUGAAGGAGAAAAAAAUAAUUGUUUUUUUUUUUAAAUAUUGAUAAGCCCCCAGGACAUUUAACUUUAAAAGUUAUUUUAAAUAUAUUCUUUUAUUAUUAUAAGGGAAAUAUGAAUGGCUGAUAAAUACCAAAAAGAUUCAAAAGCAGCUUAAUUUAAAAAGCACAAAGAGAUUCUGGCUUCAGAUGCCAAAAUCUCAAUGUUUUUAUAGUUGCUGAGCUAUAAAUAAUGUGAUUCUUGAGUUUACAGAUUUAAAAAUUGUCACUGAAAGGUUAAAGUAUCUACUGUUUUUAUGAAGUCAGACUUAUGCUGCCUCAGAAGUCCCUGGAUAUUGAAAUGGUAACACGGAAGUAAAGAGGUCAAUUUGAAAUAUUGGUGAGUCACAUUGAUUAAAAAAGAAAGGGUCAAUUUGCAGACAGUCAAAAAAGAAACGGUUAUUGAAAUAAUUACUCAAUAACACAUUUACUCUAAAAAAUCAUCUCAUAUGGGUUGGAUUUUUAUCAGACUAUCGUAAUUUUGAUCAAAAUUUUAUACCUUAGGUAACCUAGAGCCAGAUUUAACAUCAUGUGGCUUUGUCUCUACUCCAGAUACAUGGGAUUGUAACCAAAUACAUUGUUCUCUCAAAAGUAACUUCCUCUUGUUGAUUGCAAAAUACAGUUCUAUAAGCAAGACCCAUAUAUAUAUAUACAUAUAUAUAUGUAUAUAUAUAUAUGUUAACUUUAUUGCAGAAGUUUGGAGAUUAUAAUUAUAGCAUUUAAUUUAAGUUUGAGUCUGUAUCGGACAGAUAAGCACUAUGCUUUUCAAAUGAUUUGAAAAUCAUUCUUAUUUGCCUCUUUAUUUUGAUGGUGGUUUGAUUUUUUUUUUUUUUUCUUAAGUAAAAUCACUAAAGUUGUGCAGUGGUAGCAUGGAAAUUAUCUGAGGUGUCUUUAUGAUUGUGCUUUAGCCAGGGUGGACAUAGCUUAAAUUAUAAAAACUAAAGAUUAAAGUACAGGAGGUAUAAGUUCAUGCUGCCUACUUAGAAGAGAACUUUUGUUCUUCAUAACUACAUAACAUUAUAAUGCCACUGAUUCAUAAGGGGUUUAAAUGAAUUCUGUGGGGGUAGGACACCAGAAUUACUAGUGUUCAUUUUCAUCUAAGAUCUUUAUUUCUCUAACGUUCUUGGUCCUAUUAAAACAUUUCAGUAUACAAAAAUACUGCAAUGUUAAUACCCAAGAGAAAAGCCAUCAUAAUGUGUAUGCUGGUCAUUAUGAUCAGUGUGGUACAGUUUUUUAAAAUAAACUAUCAUGCCCUUCAUGCCAUUAUUUGUCUUUAUUUCUGUAAUUUGUAAUUUUGAUAUGUGAUGUAUUUAUAACAUGAGGGCGUCCACUUGAGCCUGGUUUUGCUAUUUUCAUUACAAACGGACUUGUUGAUGUGCUGUAAUAAUUGUCAUGCAGUGAGACUGGGUCUGCAGCCAUGCAUGACAACCCCAUGACGCUCAGGCUGUUGUAUCUAUAGGCACAGUUUAAACCCAGAACAAGGGAACCCAUUUGAAAGUGCAGCAGAGUCCGUGCAUGUUGGUUUGCAUAGAGUAGUAAUUGGGAAUAGAGUAGUUUCCUGGGCUUCACUGAUAUAGUUGUCCUACAUGUAUUCGUAACAACACAGCAGAGUCUUAAAUGCCAGGUUUUAAUUGUCUUACGUUUUGCUGCUGUUUUCAUAAUUAAGGACUUGAAAAAUGUUUCAGUCUGUCAAGUCAAGCAUGUGAAAUUUAUGUAUCGACCUUUAAAUGUCAUUCUUUGCCAGGUUUGUUGCUAUAGGCGUUUUGGUUUUUUUUUUUCCAUUUAUGUCUUCAUUUCCUCAGAAUCAAAUACCAUGUCUGAUACCUUUAAAUCAGUAAGCAUUAUCCAAUUUUCUCAUUUGCAGUCUUAUCUUUGGCUAACAGAAUUAGUAAAAUAGGGUAUUAAUUAUUUAUAGACUACAAUGUUGAACAUCGUUUUAUUUCAUUCAAAUGUUAUGAUUAGUGCAGAUCAGUCAUGUUUAUCUUUUAAAAGAAUAAACAAAGGUUGCUUUAUUUCUCAGCUUCAGUGGAAUAUAAUUAUUUUUUUCUCCAGUAGUCAAGGAGGCGUUUAUUUAAUGUGAAAGACUUAUAUAAAAAAAUAGAAGAGUGUGUUCACUGUCCUACGCUUCCUUCUGCAGUUGCCAUAGACAUUGUUCAUGAAAUGAGCUAGUUUGACUAAGCCUUUCAGGUAGUCCCACUGAGUAUCUGCUUAUGUUAGUAUCUUCCAUAACUAUUAGGCAUAUAGCAGUAAACUGUGAGUGAGAUGUUUUGAAAUAAUAGCUAUUGUGAGUCUAGCACCUACACAUAAUAGGUACUUGAGUACAGUACUUCACACCACCUCUCUUGCGGUCUGUCACUGUUGGUUGCCAGAAAUUGGACAGCUCACACCAUCCUCAUUCAAGAUACAAAGGAUCAGGGAUGGGUACAGGGACCUGGUGAAUCCCACAUGAGGCCAAAGUCCCAUCUGGAACUAAGCUUGCCUUCUAUGUGGGGCUUUGUAAUCUCUGUCAGCUUCUUUUCUUUAUGAAUCUGUUUUAUUCUUUUUUCCUUUUUUACAUCCUGUGGCUUGGCUUUCUCAGCAUCUUCCAGUAUGUCUAAAUGGCCCAGACAUCUUUUAGUUCACAGGGUUCCUUAGGCCAGUGGGGGAACACCUGACCCAAGCUGGACAAAUCAGCUGUGGGUUGGGCGUGGGGUGGGUAUGAGAUGGAGAGGUUGUCUUAAAGGGUAUGUGAGGGAAGAAAGGAAAUGGUUGGAACCUCUUAAAAUGGGCUUCAUGCGGUAGUCCUCACAAUAAACCUGGAGAUUCUAUCUCCUGUUCAUAGAUGAAUUAAAAGGAUCAGAGAUAUCUAGUAUCUUUUGCCCAAGAUUACACAGACUGAGUGACAGAGCUCAGAGUCAAUGGGGAUUUGGCUCAAAUCUGUGCUAAUUUAAACCAGAUUACAUUGGAUGCCAUUUCCCUGCUUCUCAGAAACCCCAGCCCAUUUCCCAGGUCCGCACUGCUAGAUCGAUAGGUAUUCUGUUCUGCUUUGUGCACUGGGCAUGAAGGUGGUGCAAAGGGAAGCUCUGAAAGUCCCCUCUCUGCAUUCAUUUCUGUUGGAGAAGAGAGUCUCUGGUCCUGUCACCGUGUCCCCAGAGAUUUAUGUGCUGCUCUGAUCUGUCUCAGUGGGGGAAGCAGGCAAGGUGUGACAUUUCCAUAGCGAUAUGAAGGGAGAGGGGAGAAGAACCAAAACCCAGUGGUUUCCCCUUCUCUCCAAUUGCCACCUCCAUGCAAACGUAAACGGGUUUCAGUUGCCAUCAGAGUGGCCCUGGCAGAACCAGGAACUAAUGUCAAGUCGAAUGUUGAAUUCCAGUUGGUCAGGGUCACAGUUAGCCAUGGCAAGUUCCACUUGGUCACAGGAGGAAGCAACAGAACUCACGUAGUAAGCUCUGGGAAGUGAAGCGGACUUCUGGGCAGAGUACAGAGGAUGCUCUGCUAGGGAUCUAGGCCAGGAACCUGGAGAAACGAGCUGGGCAUCUGAGCAUCUGCCUCCAUGCCAGGCCCCUGGGCUAGGGCGAGGUUAAUCUGGGAUUGGGUCACAGCUGAAGCCUUUCUAGGGAUCACUGGUUCCUCCCACUUGGCUCUGCUGCCAGGAUGUCCCAAUCCCAUCAUUCCUGUGGCAGAGAUGGGGCUGCGGGACUGCUAUAGUGGCCUGUCUGGUUUGAAGAACGGUUUCACUUCCUUGGGUGAACGUGUACCAGAAGUCUGCCUAGGACAGGGCCAGUUGUCCCUGUGAAGCCACCUUCAGAGCAACUUAGAAACAUGUGAUAUUCUGUUGCUGUGAGUCCCAUCGGCCUAUCUGGACAUGCUUUCUAACUUGAAAGGGGCCAGAUGCAUCAGACCUUAUUUUAGUAGUGGUUUAAAUUUCCAGUCGCUCCAGGAAAUGGCUCCAGCUAAUAACUGCUGAGUUGUUGGACUUGUCUGCAAGCACAGUGGGGAAGCUGACCCAGCAUUACAGUGAGAAAGGCAGUGUGCUGGAACUAGGGGUCACAGCCUCACUUCUCUACUGAGUGACCUCGGACAACUCACCAACCUGCCUUUGAGCCUCCAUUUCCUCAAUGGUAGGACAGGCCUACUUGGAUUUUAUUGAAUUAUUGAGAGUAUUGGACUAACCAGAAAGUGAAGUCCUCAAUCAUUUUGCAGUACUCCCUUUAUAAAUAACAUAGGAAGUGAUAAAAAAAAUUCCAGAAGUAGGUACUUAAUAAAUGAUAGCCACAUUCCCAAACACUGUGUGACGUUGAGCUAGUCACUUAAUCGCUCUGAGACAGUUUUCUGUCUGCAUCGGGAUAUAGUAUCCCCUUCACAGAAAUAUUGUGAGAACUGAAUAACAAAUCAAAAGCCCUGAGCCCAAAGCAUGGCAGGACUAAGAACAAUAAAGAUCCUCUUGAUUAUGUGAGAAGGGAAGGGGUAAGAUGAAGGAUUUAAGGGGCGCCUGGGUGGCUCAGUCGUUAAGCGUCUGCCUUUGGCUCAGGUCAUGAUCCCAGGGUCCUGGGAUCGAGUCCCGCAUCGGGCUCCCUGCUCAGCAGGGAGCCUGUUUCUCCUUCUCCCUCUGUCUACCACUCUGCCUACUUGUGCUCUCUUCUUGUCAAAUAAAUAAAUAAAAUCUUAAAAAAAAAAAAAAAGAUGAAGGAUUUAAGCCGUAAGAACUUCGUAUCAGCUGUGCUGUGGAAAAUUAAAGAAUCCACACUUGGGGCCUGGUCAGGCAGGAGAUCCUGCUUUUGGCAUGGCUCUUUCACCUACCUGCUUUGUCUAGCUCUCCCCCAGUCCAGCCCUGUCCCAGGUCCAGACCCCUCUCCAGGUUCCUGCUCCCAGGACCCUGCACAGCAUCCUCGCAUAUUCCAUCUGGAAGCCUCGUUCAUCACUUUCCAGACUCAUCAAAUUCCUCCUGUUGGGCUUGGGAGGAGCUCAGCUCUUCAGAGAGAACCCCUUUCCAAUAAGGCUCCCCACUUGGUCUAAAAGAGCUAACUACCAGUAUAUUUAGAAGGUGGUACUGCAGCACUUACCAGAAAUAUCUACAGCAGACAGCUCAGAAUUCUGCUUCUGUUCACCAGAUUAAUGAUGAUUGUACUGAUGUCUGCUGCUUUCACACCUUAAAAAUAGGUACUUGAAGCCUAAGACUAAGAGGGGCACUAUGCUCAGCGUUUAGUAUCUUGGCCCUGACGUCAUGCCAAUUGCAAAUAUUACUAAAUGACGUUCAAGGCAUUCACUCUGAGAAGUUGAACUUUAUGCCUCUGAGUGGCUUUUGAAGUAACUAUGCCCUGAAACAAAUCAAAUAUUGGUGUAGAUCAAGUUUGGUUAGACAACUUGGUUCUUCUUUUGUUCAUUCAACCUAGUAGUUCUAGAAAAUGCAGUUUUCGGUUUUGAUUCGUAAUGGUUCCCUUGAGGAGAAAAACCUUGAAAAAAAUCGGAGAACAGGUAAGGAUUUAGCAAAUUAGGUUCAGCUUAGAACUGACGAUGUUUCAGUGUAUCUGUCGGUAUUUCACAUCUAGUUUUGAUCAUUCUCUUCAUCACCUUGCCCAUUUAUGAACUCUCUUGUAAGCCGAUUGGAAUAGCAGGUGCCAGCUACAUAUUUGGUACAAGGCUGCAACUGGGGAAUACCAUCAAUUCUCUGAGCCUGUGUUCUUUAUCUGAACCAAAGUACUUACAGGAAAGGUGAAACUUGUAAUCCCAGAGAAAGAGCUUUCUUGAAAAAUGUUGCUUUUUAAUGGCUCCUAUUCUGGAAUCCACGGAAAGAAAAUUUGACUUUUUAGGUACUCAUGCUGACAGGUGAUUUCAUGAUAAAUUGCACAGUUAUCUGAAGGAUUAAAAACUAUAGGUGUCAGUCGUUUAAAAAAAAAAAAAGAAAGCUCUUUAUAUAGCAUUAUGGAAUUUUCCCAAGGGAAAAAAAAGGGCAGAACUAUUUUAUAUGCUAUUAAGUAAAAGAGAAAAUAAAAAUAAAUAUAUUUCCUCAUAUAUUCGUAGGUUAUUUCUGUAAGUAGAUCAUGACAGUUGGUAACAAGGUAACAUUGUUUGGUUUGGGGUCUGGGAACUGGGUGGCUGGGGGACAGGGGUGGGAGGAAGAUAUUUAUUGUAUACUUUUAUAUCUUUUGAAUUUGAAUGUAUUUUCCAUUUAAAAAAUAAAAAUAAAAUUAGAGAUAACUAAAGAUAAAUUUUAAAAUUUAAACUACCAGGAAAAAAAAAUGUUGUAAGAAGGAGGGUGGACUCUAGCUCUGUACCAAGCCCUCUGAGACCUGGAAGCCCACCGUACAAGCAUAGAAGGAACAAUCUUGUACGGACAAUGGACUCACAAUAAUGACCGAGUCAGUCCUCAUUAUGUUACUCCUUGUUGAAAUACCGUAGCAUUAGGACGUGUGCUGUUCAGGAGAACAUUUAAAGUGGGCUGUAAAGAGAGAUGACCAAACCAUAGUCUGUUGUUCUCUGUGGUAACCGCUCUUCUUCCUCCCUGUCCUGUGAAGCCUUCCACAUGCUCCAGUCCCGGUGUCUCAACCUUUGCCUACACUUUGGUGAUGGCAUUUAGCAGCUAAGUACCCGCAGAUCCUGGGCUGACAUCUACUUCUUAUUCCUACCACUUAGACGUGGAGUGUUCAUCAUACUCUAGAUUGGAUACUAUGACCUGCCAUCACCUACAUGAUUUGAUCUACAGAACUCUCCUGCAAAACCAUUUUACAAACAAGAAAACACUCCUCAGUGGUCACUCAGCUGGAGAGAGGCCACGCUGGGAUUUGAACCGAGGUCACCUGACUCCACAGCGUGUUCUCAACCACCGCACCACCUACGUGAGAAUGCAGGGCGAGGUGCUGGAGCCGAUGAGGAGGUGGUGUGGUAGUCUCCUUGAGGACAAGCCCUGUCCUUGACUUACUCCCCCUUGGGGGAUGCUAGGCACCGGCGGUGAAGACAAGAAAGCUGUGGUUUGGAGAACAGAUCUUGGUGACUCACCAGGUUUUUGAAUAACACCGAACUUCAUCUGAAAGGAACGAAAUGCUAGGAUGCUAGCCCUCUGCGUCCGCACUAGCAGCACAAGUGGUGGGGAUGCUCAGGCGGGCCGUUUUCCACAGACAGACCUCUGUUGUGCUUGCAGGGGACGGAGGAGGCGGCCGCAGGAGGAGACAGCGGCCGGGCCGAGCCACACUGCCGGCUUUGUUCCGCGGCAGGCCUGCCGGAUUCAGAUCUGUGCCUCAGUGAUGGCGACCCGGGACAGCACCUCACGCCCCACCCAGCCAUUUGGGAACGGCUUCUGUUUGGACUGUCAGAUGCCCGUAUGCCGGGUGACUGCUGUCUGCUCUCCCGACACACAAUAGGCCGAGUUUGAAGGAGAAGCACAAGCCGAGCUCCGGGGGUCCCGAGGGAGGCCGGCCUCUGAGCGGGUGGCCGGGGCCUCUCGCGGUCAAGACCAGGACCGGGAACUCACUGCCAUCAGAGCUGUUUGCCGUCUGAAGCCCCAAGUGAAAUGAACAAGUAAUAAAUCGCCAUGCUGGUUCUGACUCCUUCAUUACAGGAACUUUGAAUGGGACCAGGCUACAUGUCUUCUGACCAGCAUAUUUUCUCCUGCUUUACCUCGUGGGAGGCCAAAUCAUCAUGGAAAGGUUGCUAUGGAAAAGGUAGUUACCCGCCAUCGACUCACAUUUGAGUCGUUCAGAAAGCUGGGUGAAGCCACUGGCACAGCAGAGACCCCCUAGACACUUGGGCUGAUUGAUUUGUCGACAAGUAUUUACUGAAUUCCUAAUUUCCAGGCAUUGGUCUAGGCACUAGGAACACAGCAGUGAACAAAACCAGCCCACAUCCCUGCCCUCAUGAAUUUAUAUUCCAAUGGGAAGAGAUAUAAUAUUCAAAUUAGUGAAAUAUAUACUAUAUAGGUGGUGAUAAGGGAUAUGGGGAAAACUAAAGUGGGGAAGGGGGGUAUGAGUAUAGUGAGGGGUGGGAGAACUUGUUAUUUUAAGUAAAGUGGCCAGGAUGGGCCUCCAACCUGAAGUAAAGACCUGAAGGACUCGAGUGUUGAGCCAUGUGACUACCCAAGGGAAGAACAUUCUAGAACACUAAUAGCAAGUGCAAAGGCCCUGAGGCAGGAGAGCUUACCUGGCAUGUUAGAAGCCCAUCAGGGAGGUAGGAUGGGAUGGAAGUGGGAAUGAGGUGUGGGGGGUAGAGGGUAGAGGUGGUGGUGGUGGAGGCCUGAGCAGGAAGAGAUGCCUCCCAGAGGUGGGGGGAUCCAGUCAUAGAAGGCCAUAUAUAGGCUGUUGUGAGGACUUUGGCUUUUUCUCUGAGUUGGGGAGCCCUGGAGGGUUUGGGCAGAAAAAAAAGCAUGAUUUACCUCAUGUUGUGACAGGGUCACUUUGGUUGAUCAAUGGGGGUAGCAAAGGCAGAAACAGGGAGACCAGCUAGGAGACUUCCUGAUAAUCCAGGUGUGAUGGGGGCCCACACUAAGGUGGAAGCUUAGGAUAGUCAGGUUGAGUUCCUUGACCAGGGCACUGUGUCCCCAGUGUGGAGCUUAGCAAGCCCAAGAACAGUGUCUUCCUUUGUUUUCUAUACCUCCAUGGCUGAGGAUUGUCCCUUUGAUGGAUAACUUAUUACUUCAUAGUUAAAUGAUCUAUCUUGCUCUGAUUCAAGAGCUAUUCUCCUUAGAGUGACUCUUCUGGUCUAUUAAAUACUGAUUUUAUAACUCAGCUCUCAGAGAAUACUCAAGUUCUUAGGGGCCACCUCAUCACUGCCCCCAGAUAUAGAAGCCUGACUAGAGAGGUCUGACACAGAAAAUUGACUUCCAGGGUUCUGGGGACACAUAACCCAUAUUUCAGCAGUAGAUUGGCUGUCCUGUUACGGCCUGAGAAUCUUUUCUUUCUCUUAGUGUGGUCUGCCUGGUUGCCAUGGUGGCUCUCUCUGACCAGUGCUGAGAUCUCCAACAUAGGGGUUGAGGGCCCAGCAGGUGUCUUUCCAUCCACCCUGGGGACCUCAUAACUGCCAGCUCAGGAUGCUGCCACAUGACAUUUGCAAACUGAAUGGGCGAACUUUAGCAGACCGUUCACAAUUCCUUUGGAUUCCUUCCCCCUUAAUGUGCAAACAUCUAUCUGGUCUAUUGCUCUUGGUGGUUGGGCCUUCAUUGUGCCCUGUGUUCUGCCUCUGGCCAGGCUGCCUUUGCUGUGCCCCGCAGUCUGUCCUCAGUGAGACUUUUUAUUGAAACUUCCUUUUGCUCCCAUUUGUUGAUCUAUUUUUUUUUAAAACCAUUGUUCGUCUUUUAACAAAUAUCUGCAAAUGAGUUAAUAAAACUUUAGAGGAUUCCUCUGCCAGGCUCUCUUACUUGCAGGUAUGGUAUUUUUCAGCCCUGGCUUUACAUUAGCAUCAGCUGAGGAACUUUCAAAACUAUGAAGAUGCCUGGACCACACUCUAAACCAACUGAAUCAGAAUCUAGAGAGUGGGACACAGGCUUCAGGAUGUUUUAAAAGCCUCCCCCGCCCACCCCACCCGAUGAUUCUGACGCACAACUUUGCUUUCUUUCUUAAAGGCAGUAUAAACAGGGCCUAGCACCGGCAGGCUGUUGAGGCUGCUCGUUCUCUAAGGCGCUCAAAGGUUUUCUCUCAAAGGUUCUCUGUUGUCUCAGUGAGGUUUUAUGGAGAGUCAGAGAGAAUCAGUGAAGGGAUUGAAAGAAGAAAACGUUCAUUAUAUAAAGUCAAAUGUCUGUUCCAUUACCAGAACACAUGGCCUGCAAUGAACGAUGAAUUAAUAUAAUUUUACUCUGUAAUCCAUUUGAAAAGCACAAUUUUAUUUCAUUGUAUUUUGUAUAUAUUAAGAGCAGUGAUCUGUUAAAUAUAAAUGAUUAAAAUAUGCCACGAAAUGUUU
Mirounga angustirostris (Northern elephant seal) is the source of this 13066-nucleotide messenger RNA. It is a transcript of the gene SNX18, whose product is annotated as sorting nexin 18. Gene Ontology annotation, cellular component: cytoplasmic vesicle; plasma membrane. The record is from RefSeq and is a predicted model, not a curated record. The transcript is spliced from 2 exons. Gene Ontology annotation, molecular function: phosphatidylinositol binding; protein binding. Gene Ontology annotation, biological process: endosomal transport; endocytosis; protein transport. Lineage: Eukaryota; Metazoa; Chordata; Mammalia; Carnivora; Phocidae. Bases 174 to 2048 code for a protein of 624 amino acids.